CUGAGCGCUGUUCAGCACCUCCGGCUUUCCAUUAGAAACAGCUGCACGAUCCUGACAGUAAGACAAGGCGUCUACGGACAUUACAGUCAUGUCUAGCCGAUUCAUCAGCACCGGCCAGCAGCUGCGUCAGGGGGACGUCCUCACCAGUGAGGACGGAAACGUCAAGGCUGUCUUCCAGCAUGAUGGGAACUUUGUUAUCUACAAGAGUUCUUCUACUCCCACCUGGCAUUCCAACACCGUCUGUGAUAGGCCAUAUCGGAUCGUUCUCCUGGAGGACAAUAACCUGGUCAUGUACUCUAAAGCUAAUAAACCACUUUGGGCCACCGACACUUACUGUAAUCAAACCAGCGAGAGAAUGCGUCUAACCGUGACUAACGAGGGUACCCUGGUUCUCGAUAGAGACGGGGGGACAAUCUGGACCUCUGGAAAGUGAAGUGGUAGACAGCCUGAUGGGAAAUCACCAUUUCUGAUUUUCCUCUAUUGCUGUGUGCUAUAAAUGGCAAA
Messenger RNA from Lampris incognitus (smalleye Pacific opah), 504 nucleotides. RefSeq names its product B-type lectin plumieribetin-like. The transcript is spliced from 3 exons. Lineage: Eukaryota; Metazoa; Chordata; Actinopteri; Lampriformes; Lampridae. Bases 89 to 433 code for a protein of 114 amino acids. The record is from RefSeq and is a predicted model, not a curated record.